AUGGCUGCACGGAUAGCCAAGGCCAUCGAGCACGUUGAGCACCCAAACUGUUACCUGCCCACAUUUCUGCCCCACGGCUCAGCUGGUGGAGUGCCUCGUGUGGCUGCUCGGCAGGCAGUAGUUGUCCGUUUUACAGAACAGGAAACAGUAACAGGGCUGUUUUCGAAGGACUGCAUCCUCCCUUGUCCUUUCUCACCUGGGGAUUAUGAAGUAAUUUACUGGCAGAAAGGGGACAAAAUUGUGCACAGCUACUACGACCAGAGUGAUCAGCUGGAAAGACAAGACCCAGAUUAUAGACACAGAACACACCUUUUCCAUGAGAACAUUCCUAGUGGAAAUGCCUCCUUGAAACUUAGUAACUUGACUGUGACUGAUGAGGGCUCUUAUAAUUGCUAUGUGGGAACACAGCAAACUAAAACAGAAGUGGAAGUGAUGCUGCACGUAAGAGACCAACUGUCUAGCGUGGAAGGAAGUAGCACUGCAAUUCCUUGUGAAUACAGCAAUAACACUACAAACAAUGAAGGUGUCAGUGUUGUCUGGACAUUAAACAGAAAUGCAGUGAUCUCAGUCCUGGCCUCCUUCAAUGGUACAUCUCACUCUUACCAGCCUCGAGUCCAGAUUAACCAAAAUGACUUUUCACUGAAGUUGUGUGAUCUUACUGCAAAUGACAGUGGAGAAUAUCUAUGUAAUAUUUCAACACCUCACUACACAAAACUGACUGCGAGAACUUUGCAAGUUGCUUGUUGUGGCAAAGGUCUCAAUCGGUGGCUGCUCUCAGUUGCCACCAACUGCCCUCAGAACUGA
Pygoscelis adeliae (Adelie penguin) is the source of this 804-nucleotide messenger RNA. It is a transcript of the gene HHLA2, whose product is annotated as HERV-H LTR-associating 2. Bases 1 to 804 code for a protein of 267 amino acids. NCBI's taxonomy places the organism in Eukaryota, Metazoa, Chordata, Aves, Sphenisciformes, Spheniscidae. The transcript is spliced from 4 exons. Gene Ontology annotation, cellular component: external side of plasma membrane. The record is from RefSeq and is a predicted model, not a curated record. Gene Ontology annotation, biological process: T cell costimulation; immune response; negative regulation of T cell proliferation.